This is a messenger RNA of Oppiella nova, 295 nucleotides long. The record is from the annotation of a GenBank genome assembly. Lineage: Eukaryota; Metazoa; Arthropoda; Arachnida; Sarcoptiformes; Oppiidae.
UUAGGUUCGGGAGCUUUUGGGGAAGUAUUUGUUGUUAAAGAUAAAUAUGAUGGACGAGAAUAUGCGGUUAAGAAAAUUAAAAAACAAGGUGAUGACAAUUUACAGGAAUUCUGCAGAGUAUUCUUCAACACAAAUCACAUGUAUUUGGUCGACAACCGGAAGAACCCGGUUGUUUUACGGGGCAUUCCUUAGGGAUAAUCCAUUCUGCAAUUCCCCUCCCCUUCUGAUUGUUUCCGAAGUGAAUACAUACAACAGUUUCUACGAAGAGUUUCCGACCCAAAGUCAGCUACUUUGA